Phoenix dactylifera (date palm) is the source of this 3185-nucleotide messenger RNA. Its product is annotated as arginine decarboxylase-like. Lineage: Eukaryota; Viridiplantae; Streptophyta; Magnoliopsida; Arecales; Arecaceae. Gene Ontology annotation, molecular function: arginine decarboxylase activity. Gene Ontology annotation, biological process: spermidine biosynthetic process; L-arginine catabolic process. The record is from RefSeq and is a predicted model, not a curated record.
ACAAACUCGGCGAGGGCGUGGCCCACUCCAGGCCAAGCGGCAAAUCGACGCGGAUGGAUAGGUGGGUCCCAAAUCUUGGCGAUACAAACGAAAUAGGAUGGAGAAAGAAAAAAAAAACGUUGCCAAAAAGGGCUAGACUUUAACGGCUAUUUUUAUAUUUUUCUCCUAUUUCCUUGCGAAACAAGUCUAUUUUUGCCCUAUAAAGGCCCCCCUCGCCUCAUGCAAUUCUCGCCCGCUCCCCGACCUCCGCCUUUUAUUUCCUGCUGGAGCCAUCCCGCCACUAGGUUUCCCUCCCUCCUCCGCCGCCUGCCUCUAGGGUUCCGCUUCCUCCGCCGCCGGAGUUAGAUAUCCUUUCUGUUCUGUUCUCUGUUUUGUUUUCCUUUUCUUUCUUCCCUUCUCCUGGAGAGAGAUCGAAGAAGCAAUCCUCCCUUUCUCCUAGAUCGUCCGUUCUUUCGUCUCAGAUCUGUGAUCCCGGCCAGAUCCACGGCGGUUGGUCUCCCAGAUCCUACAAGUCCUCUCCUCUUUCUUCCCCAUUUUUUGAUCGCUGUUUUUGUUUUCUCCGUCUUCUGAAGGUCCGGGCGUGGGGAUAUCCGGCGACUCUAAAGCCGAGCUAGAGUUUUUCUCCUCUGUUCAACUCUCUCCUGCCUCGUUUGGGGGGGUAGCCGGGGCUCCGGCCUCGGCGGCUAUCAGAGCCCCCUUCUUCAAAUCUGAUAAAAAUUUAGCGUUUUUUUCUUCCAUUUUUCCUGCGAUCGGGAAGAGAUGCCGGCCCUGGCCUGCGUAGACGCUGCAGUCCCCCCUCCUGGCUACGGCCUCGCCUGGGAUGGCUGUCUUCCUGCGCCGGGAACAUUUCCCGGCGGCGCUUCGACCGCUGUGACGGCGGACCUCGAACACCUCUCCCCUUGGUCCCCCGACCUCUCCGCCGCCCUCUACAAGAUCGACGGCUGGGGCGCCCCCUACUUCACCGUGAACGCCGCCGGCAACAUCGCCGUCCGACCUUACGGGCCCGUCACCCUCCCCCACCAGGAGAUCGACCUGAUGAAGGUCGUCCGGAAGGCCUCCGACCCGAAAUCCGCCGGCGGCCUUGGCCUCCAGCUCCCCCUUAUUGUCCGCCUCCCCGACGUUCUCCGCCACCGCCUCGAGUCCCUCCACUCCGCCUUCGACUUCGCCAUCCGGUCCUCCGGCUACGGAGCCCACUACCAGGGCGUCUACCCGGUCAAGUGCAACCAGGACCGGUUCAUCGUGGAGGACGUCGUCGAGUUCGGCUCCCCCUUCCGUUUCGGCCUCGAGGCCGGAUCCAAGCCGGAGCUCCUCCUCGCCAUGAGCUGCCUAGCGCGGGGCAGCCCCGAGGCCUUCCUUAUCUGCAACGGCUACAAGGACGAGGAGUACGUCGCCCUGGCCCUCCUCGCCCGGACCCUGGAUCUGAACGCGGUGAUCGUCCUCGAGCAGGAGGAAGAGCUCGACACUGUUGUGGAGACCAGCCGGAGGCUCGGAAUCCGGCCGGUGAUCGGCCUCCGGGCGAAGCUCCGGACCCGGCACUCCGGCCACUUCGGGUCGACCUCCGGCGAGAAGGGAAAGUUCGGCCUGACGACGGCCCAUAUCCUCUCGGUGGCCCGGAAGCUCCAGCGGCUCGAGAUGCUCGACUGCCUCCAGAUCCUCCACUUCCACCUCGGAUCGCAGAUCCCUUCCACCACCCUCCUGGCGGACGGCGUCAGCGAGGCCGCCCAUAUCUACUGCGAGCUGGCGCGGCUGGGGGCGGCGAUGCGCGUGAUCGACGUGGGGGGCGGCCUCGGCAUCGACUACGACGGCUCCCACUCCAGCGGCUCGGACAUGUCCGUCGGAUACAGCCUCGACGAGUACGCCGACGCCGUGAUCCAGGCGGUCCAAUACGCGUGCGACCGGAAGGGCGUGCGCCACCCCAUACUCUGCAGUGAGAGCGGUCGCGCCCUGGUGUCCCACCACUCAGUCCUCGUCUUCGAGGCCGUGUCGUCCACCACUGCGGCUGCGGUCGACCCGGCCGCCGCCCUCGGGGCCGGCCCGGCCUACUUCCUCGAUGAGUUGCCCGACGACGCGCGCGGCGAUUACAGGGAUCUGAUAGCGGCCGCCUUCCAGGCCGAGUGCGACAAGUCCCUGAUUUACAUGGACCAGCUGAAGAGGAAAUGUGUCGAGCAGUUCAAGGACGGCGUGCUGGGGAUCGAACACCUGGCGGCGGUGGACGGGCUCUGCGAGCUGGUGGCGAACGAGAUCGGGGCGGCUAAUCCGGUCAAGACGUACCAUGUGAAUCUCUCGUUCUUCACCUCGAUGCCGGAUUUCUGGGCGAUCGGGCAGCUGUUCCCCAUCGUACCGAUCCACCGGCUCGACCAGCGGCCACGCGUGGAGGGGGUGCUGUCGGACCUGACCUGCGACAGCGACGGCAAGGCAGACCGCUUCAUCGGGGGGCGACCAAGCCUCCCGCUGCACGAGUUCGGCGGCGGCCGCGGCGGCCGCGGUAGCGGUAAGGAGGGGGGUUACUACCUGGGGAUGUUUAUGGGCGGGGCUUACCAGGAGGCGCUCGGGGGGCUGCACAACCUGUUCGGGGGGCCGAGCGUUGUGCGGGUGACGCAGAGCGACGGGCCGCACUGCUUCGCGGUGACGCAGGCGGUGCAGGGGCCGUCGUGCGCGGACGUCCUGCGAUCGAUGCAGCACGAGCCCGAGCUCAUGUUCGAGGCGCUCAAGAUGCGGGCCGAGGAGUCCGGCGCUCGGGAGGGGGGAGGAACGCCGGAGCCGUGGGCUACUGCCCUUGCCCGCGCCUUCCACUCCAUGCCGUACCUCGUCGUCGGUGGUGACUCCGGCGGGGAUGGGAUGAGCAGCGACUCGGAGGUGUCCGCCGGAGGUACGGAGGUCGGCGACGAUGGUAGCUACGAGGAGUGGGAGUUUAUGAGGCGCCUGAGCAUGUGAAGGGGUGUAUUGGACGGAGUUGGAGAUCCGUUUGUCGUGUGUCGUUGGAGUGCGUCGCAGUAUUCUUUUUUUCAUGGACCGGGAAUCCAGAGUCAUUUUCCUUGCUUUCAAAAUGUUCGUUCCAUUGCCUUCAAAAGAAAAUCUCGUAAAAAAAGUAUGAGAGCUGAUCUCUGGGGGAAUAUGAAUCCAAAAUUAUCAUAAAUUUUUUUAAAUAAAUUAUGAAGCCGUUAAUAUCUGCUUCAAAUUUUAAA